Molecule: messenger RNA, 1971 nt
Organism: Pyricularia pennisetigena
Lineage: Eukaryota; Fungi; Ascomycota; Sordariomycetes; Magnaporthales; Pyriculariaceae
Exons: 2
Coding region: 1-1971 (656 amino acids)
Source: RefSeq, a predicted model, not a curated record
AUGCUCUUCAGCCCAGUCAAGGACAAGCAAAGGGGCUUGCUGGGUGUCAAGCCGUACUCGGCGCGCAGCAGCAUGCGCUCCUCGAGCUUCCCGCCGCGCCGGCCAAGCUCCAUAAUACGCUACGUUGGCAUCACAGUGUUCAUCAUCCUCGCAUUUUACUACCUCCACGGAUCAAGUGAACAACUAGCGAGACCCAAGAAAACCUACCCGGCCGAGCGCACCAAGCCUGACCAGGCCACGUACGAACAACAGGGCCAACAGACGAACAGCAAGGGCAGCAGCAGCAAUGAACACCCGAUCGACAAGCUAAUCCGGGACGCCGAUAACAAGUUCCGAUCGAUUCUUUCCAAGGAGUCCCGAACGCUCGAGGAUGCGGCGGCCAGGUACCGUGAGCGGCGCGGGAGGCAUCCCCCACCGGGAUUCGACCGGUGGUGGGAGCUGGCACAGGCGAACAAGGCCGUCGUGGUGGAGGACUUUUGGGACCAGAUAUACACGGACCUGGAGCCCUUCUGGGGCCUGCCGCCGCCGCAGCUGCGCAAGGAGGCCUGGGACUUUGAGAUGACCAUCAACGUGCGCAACGGGACGGCGUCGGCCCAGAGCGACUGGUUCUGGACGCAGAUCUGGUUGGACAUGAUCAGGCAGAUCGAAUCGUACCUGCCGGACAUGGACAUCGCAUUGAACGCAAUGGACGAGCCGCGCAUUGUGGCGCCGUGGGAGGACAUCGACCGAUUCGUGACGGAAGCCAAGAAGACGCGCAAGGUGGUUGAGCCUAAGGAGGUCGUGAGGGAAUUCUCGUCCCUGCCCAAGCCGACAGAGGAUCCGUAUUGGGAGAUUGCUCGUCGCGGCUGCCCCCCGGACUCGCCUGCCCGCACAAGCCCUGUCAUGCGCAACUUCGACCAUGAGCCGGUCAUCGUACCAUCCAACGCCGAGCCGCACAUGUACCAAGGCUUCGUGUCCAACUACACACUCGCGACAUCCAUCUGCCACCAACCCGACCUGCAGGGUCUGCAAGGCAUUUUCGUCGAGCCCCUGUCCAUCUCGACGACACGCCAUCUGUUCCCCUUGUUUGGCGGCAGCAAGCUGUCCAUAAACAACGAGAUUCUGCUGCCGGCGCCCAUGUACUGGUCGGGAGGUGCGCGCUUCACGGCAGACGGCUACGACAGCCAAUCAUGGUCGGAAAAAAAGAAUGGUGUGACGUGGAGGGGCGUGGCGACGGGUGGGAGGACCAGGGUCAACAACUGGAAGGGAUUCCAGCGACACCGCUUCCUCUCCAUGAACAACGGGACGACUCUCAGCUUGGCGGAAAAGGCCCUGUCCUCCGAGGCGGACAAGGGACCGACGCCACCGGGUGAAGCAAUGCCGGUAGCAAAGGGACUCAAUUUUGCACUGCCCGACAAGAAGUACAACCUGGCGGCGCAGCAGGUCGGAAAGCUAAGCCAGUGGGUAGCCGAGUGGUCCAAUAUGGCAUUCACGGACCUCAACUGCCAGCCGCAGGAGCCCGAGGGACAAUGCUCAUACACAGGGCACAUGUAUGAGAUUGGUACCGGGCUCAUGCUCGCCGAGAUGUUUGAAUACAAGUACCUGCCGGACAUCGACGGCAACAGCUUCAGCGGACGGUACCUCGGCUUCCUGAAAAGCACGUCGCUGCCGCUCAAGUCGACGCUCUUCCGGGAGUGGCACGACAGCCGGCUGGUGGCCUGGAAGCACUUUGUGCCCAUGGACGCGCGGUUCGGAGACUGGCACGCCAUCAUUGAGUAUUUUCUCGGCUACUCGGGAACCGACAAGAAGAAAGCCGCCGCCCACGAUGCCGAGGCGGAGAAGAUCGCCAUCGCGGGUCGGGAGUGGGCUGAGUUGGUGCUGAGGUCCGAGGACAUGCUGAUCUAUGUGCUGCGGCUGCUGCUUGAGUAUGCGAGGUUGAGCGACGACAGAAGAGAGGUGAUGGGGUUCGUCGACGAUUUGCUGCCUAAGUAA